AUGCCUAAAAAAGAGUCAGAAAAUUCGUUGUUUAGUAGUCGUGAUCUCGAGCAUAACAAUUUGCCAAAACAUGAAACUAAUCCACAAGAAAUUCAUGAUAUUAACCCACAAAUACCUUAUCCAGAUGAUUCUUGGGUAGAUCAACCACCGGCUCAUUGGCACUCAUCAAUGCAACAUAUGAAUCAUGAUCAAUAUCCACCACCAAUGGUUCAUCAUCAACCAUAUGAUCAUCAAACAAUUCAUCCUACCCAUCCACAGCAUCCACCAAUGGCUCAUCAUCAACCAUAUGAUCAUCAAACAAUUCAUUCUACCCAUCCACAGCAUCCACCAAUGGCUCAUCAUCAACCAUAUGAUCAUCAAACAAUUCAUCCUACCCAUCCACAUCAUCCACCGAUGACUCAUCAUCACUCAUAUAAUCAUCAAAUCCAUCAUCCUGCUUAUCCACAAUAUCCACCAAUGACUCGUCAUCAACCAUAUAAUCAUCAAAUAAUUCACCCUGGUCAACCACAAUAUCCACCUAAUCCUGUAAUGCAGCCUACUCAAGUUUCGAAAAUGUAUCAUUAUCAAAACUCGUCUUCUCUCCCACCUGCUCCGUUAGGCCGUACUCCAUCUGAACCAGUUGCAGCUCCAUUGGCUCCAGGUCUUUUCAAUCAUUCUUCUGUUCCUAUUUCGCCUGGUCACAUUCAACAUCUUCCUCCUGGCGUACCGCCUCAAUAUGGUCAGCCUCCUUCACCAUUACCACGUCAUCAUUCGCGUCGUCCGCUUUCACCAUACUAUGAUGACAUUCCUCAUUUACCACCUAUUCGAAGAAGGCAUAGACCUCGAGAAUAUGAUGAUUAUGGUCGAUAUCGUCAUUCAGAACCUUUUCACAAGAGUUAUUUGGGUCAACGUUAUAACGAUCAUAGACAUCGAAAACAAAUGCGAUGGUAUGAUUGA
Rotaria sp. Silwood2 is the source of this 936-nucleotide messenger RNA. Lineage: Eukaryota; Metazoa; Rotifera; Eurotatoria; Philodinida; Philodinidae. The record is from the annotation of a GenBank genome assembly.